This is a messenger RNA of Grosmannia clavigera kw1407, 978 nucleotides long. RefSeq names its product mitochondrial acetolactate synthase small. The record is from RefSeq and is a predicted model, not a curated record. Lineage: Eukaryota; Fungi; Ascomycota; Sordariomycetes; Ophiostomatales; Ophiostomataceae. Gene Ontology annotation, biological process: branched-chain amino acid biosynthetic process. Gene Ontology annotation, molecular function: acetolactate synthase regulator activity. Gene Ontology annotation, cellular component: mitochondrial nucleoid; acetolactate synthase complex. The transcript has 2 exons. The coding region runs from base 1 to 978 and encodes 325 amino acids.
AUGGCGUCCCGUCGCCUCUUGCUGUCCACGCCCUGGCGAGCAGCAUCGUCUGGCGCGCUGCGCACCGCCAAUGGCAGCCAGUCUGCCUGCCCCGCGUCCGUCUCGGCCCUCCGCCAUAGCUCCACGAGCAGCUCAACCUCUGCUAUUGCCUACAAGGCCCUCCGCCGUCGACAGGCUCCGCUACCCACCAGCGAUGCCCCGUCGUCCUGGUCGGCCCAGUCAGCCGUCUCCAACAUCCUCUACGAGACGCCCAUGCCGUCGAUGGCCCCGGCCAAGCGCCACAUCCUCAACUGUCUCGUCCAGAACGAGCCAGGUGUGCUGUCACGUGUGUCUGGCAUUUUGGCCGCUCGCGGCUUCAACAUCGACUCCCUCGUCGUCUGCAGCACCGAGGUCGUCGACUUGUCCCGCAUGACCAUUGUUCUCACCGGCCAGGACGGCGUGGUGGAGCAGGCCCGCCGCCAGCUCGAGGACCUGGUGCCCGUCUGGGCUGUCCUGGACUACACCAGCGCUGCGCUUGUCCAGCGAGAGCUCCUGCUGGCCAAGAUCAACAUCCUCGGCCCCGAGUACUUUGAGGAGCUUCUCGCCCAUCACCGCGAGAUAACCGCUGGUGGUCCUGAGGACGAGGCCGUCGCCGAAGCGAGCCUCGAACAGAUUAGCCAAGACUUUCAUCCGAGCCACCUGGCCGCCAGCCAGGCUCUCCGCCACAAACACGAGCAUCUCAAGAGCAUCACCUACUUUACUCACCAGUUCGGCGGCAAGGUCCUCGACAUCAGCACUAACAGCUGCAUUGUCGAAGUCUCCGCGAAGCCAACGCGGAUCGACUCGUUCCUCAAGCUCAUUGCUCCCUUUGGCAUCCUUGAGUCGGCUCGGACGGGCCUGAUGGCUCUGCCACGCUCACCCCUCUACGGCCCAGACGAGGGCAGCCCGGCGAAGGAGGCAGACGAGGUUGUGGACGCGACCAUGCUCCCGCCCGGUUAA